GACUUCGAGCCUAAAUGUUAAAAUAUCUAAAAAGUUGGAAAACUUCGAGUUCAAAGUGCUUACGGAUUUGAUCGAUAGAAUUUGGAUUCGGUUUUAUGGAAUUGAAUAGAGCAGAAACUCUCGCGAUGAAUCACAUUUUUCGUCUCUAAAUUCUCUAUUGAGUUUUAAAUAUUUUUGAAGAUUCGUGAGAAAUUUUGUAGCUUCAAAAAAUAUACGAUGGCCGAGGCAAAGAUGCUUCUCGCGAGAAUAUUCCUUCUCCUCUCGACAUCACGAAUGAGUCUUGGCAUUGAAAAACAUUGGCUGCCCGAUCUCGAGUGGCAAACGAAAAACAAUUGGAUCGGUGGUCUUUUGCCGGAUGCUGACAGUCGCGCCGUUUUCCCUGAGGAUACUUGGCACACGGUCGGUCUACCCAACACCGGUAAACUCGAAGUGGCUGAAAUAUAUUUGCCUAGGGAGGGAUCUUUGAGUCUUGGCCUCAACGGAGUUCUAAUGUUCUCGGGAUCGAAAAAAACAUUGAAAAACGUAGAAUGGUCGAAGAAAGGGAUUUACAUGUGGGUCGAUCCCGAGAAUUGGGAUGGUUACACAUCUGCAACGCCUCAUGCCGAGAGAAUCCCCUGCGACAACGAUAUCGUUGUGUUGCCGAGCAGAAAACGUGCAUUGAGUUUAGCGUUACCGAUGGUCGGCGUCCACGUUCAAGCCGUCAAGAUCGCCGAUGAAACAACGACUCUCAAUCGUUGGGAAUGGAAACAACUGAAUAGUGGGACGCGCGAGUUUAUUGAAAGCAGUUUAACCGUCACGUACGCGACGUCGAUGGUGCAGGUUUGUAACGACUGCACCUGUCACGGCGAUCAGGACGAGGCAGUAGCUCAGGAGGUUUGCUUUUACAUGUGGCAGUCUGAAAAAUGUGGUUUUGCUGAUUGCGAAUACCCGCUUCAGGUGGAAGGUAAUUGCUGCGACUACUGCGGGGGCAGCGUGGUUCUGUCGAGCAAGGUUUCCUUGCGUAAGAUCGAGCUUUUGGUGAACAAGGCUUUGGAAAAUUAUCGUGACGUAGUAUCGUGGCACGUUAGAAAAAAGUGGGACGGCAACACCGAAGUCUUGGUGGCUGAGAAAGGAGCGUACAGCGGAACAAAUAGCCAGGAAGCCGUUGAUAUUCUCUCCGAUCUAUUGAUAGGUAACGGGAACAAUGUGCUGGGGAGUCAGACGAGCGGUGCUGCGCGCAAGGAUUCAUCUUUGAGCGUGAUACUCGUGCUCGUUUUCGGAGUCCCUGUGAUUCUGGUGUUCGUUAUGCUCGCUGCAUUUCCCUACUUCGGUUACUCGUACUCGGAGCUCGUGUCCGGAUGGCGAGAAGCAUGGUUAUCGAUUCGAGUAUCCGGAGCGCCGGAAGUGGGGCCAAAUUCGAGAGCGUCGUACGGUUUCGCUCGUUUCGAGAACGUCCCGGAAGGUGAUGUGACGAUCGACGAGGAUGCUUUGCCAGCGAUCGAGGAAAGUCUCGUCGACGAGGACGACGACGAUCUCGAUCGUCCGGGCUCCUCGAAAAGAUUCAAAAAUCCACUGUACCGAUCGAAGCGUGAAACUCUCGCGGAGAAAUCGAUCGCCGAGGAGAAAAUAAUUGACAUUGACAUGCCGGUGAGCUUGAACGUGCUUGAGAGCCGAGUCCGCGAGGAGGCAGGAAUCGAGGAAGUUGCGCUAGAUUAAUUAAAACAAAAAACUCCCACCAAUUAAUGAACAAUAAAUAAUACAUUUCCAACGAAUACGAUUUUUGUCGAUGCACAAAAAAACAUUCCAGGCGUCUUUUCCAAUUCCAAUCUAAACUUCCCUCUUGCUCCUCCCUCUCGAAUAUUCAUCCUGAAUGAAUUCUCCUGAUAUUGGUAAGAUACUCAUUCGCCGUUGAAAACGAUCGCUCGAUAGAUCGCACCCUCCUGAAACUUACGGAGACGCUAAUUUAAUUUAUCAUCAAUUCGAUCUCCUCGUUAUCGCGUUUAAGAGUAACUGGGAAAAUUCGAUCGUGGUGCGUCUUGACAGGCUGAUGAGUAAACAAUUCGAACGGAAUCGAAAGGAAUCUCAGGAGUGGAAGGUGAAGGCCUGAGAGAGCAUCGCACGUCUUUGCUCUAAACGAUAAAUGAAAAUCGUAUAUUAGGUCACACACGUGUUUAUUCAUUAUUGUCGCAUACAACACACUCGUACAUUAUAAAAAUCAGGGACUUUUCAGCUCUGACUAAUAAAAUUCUCCUCGAUAACCAAACAAA
Molecule: messenger RNA, 2246 nt
Organism: Venturia canescens
Lineage: Eukaryota; Metazoa; Arthropoda; Insecta; Hymenoptera; Ichneumonidae
Gene: Amnionless
Product: amnion associated transmembrane protein
Exons: 6
Coding region: 217-1695 (492 amino acids)
Biological process (GO): receptor-mediated endocytosis; intracellular protein localization
Cellular component (GO): apical plasma membrane; endocytic vesicle
Source: RefSeq, a predicted model, not a curated record